This is a messenger RNA of Klebsormidium nitens, 2295 nucleotides long. The record is from the annotation of a GenBank genome assembly. NCBI's taxonomy places the organism in Eukaryota, Viridiplantae, Streptophyta, Klebsormidiophyceae, Klebsormidiales, Klebsormidiaceae.
AUGGAGCUGGAAGACUUGCCAAAACCCCCUGAGCGCUUCUACCAGCUAGGAGGGUAUGACGUCCUCGAGGAUUUCAUAGAAGGGAUAGGCGAGAACGAGCUUAUGCUGGCAAGUCUUCUGGCCCUUUACAACGAGGAGUACUUGCAGCAGAGGCCUGUUCCCCAGACCAAGGGUUUCAAGAAGCUUGUCAAGCCUGAAGUGUGGGAAACAGAGAACCACAGGUUUUGGUGGCGCAGGCAUGCAGCAUAUCUUCUGGGCUGGCAGGGGAGAAGGCAAGAAGGAGAAGGGGAUGGCUUCACUGAAGCUAUCAACAAGCUGUUGAGAAAGUAUUGGCCUAAGAAGGAGGACAAGAAAGAAGAUCGUGGGCAGGCUACCAAGGAAGAGGGUGCAGCUGAAGGGAUUGCACCUACUGACGCACCAGUAGCAGGGGCGUCGCGUGCACUUGCUGUGGACGACCGCGCCGCACAAGGGAACCCUAAGAAAACUCAAAGGGGGCCUGUAAGCCGAGUUGUGGUCAAACGCCGCAAGGUGAAGGCCGGUCGUGCGCGGAUUGCUCGCUUGGAGGACGAAGAGGACAGCCCCUCUCCCUCUGUGAAACCAGCCUUCAUUGCUUCGGAUGCGGAGACCGAGCCCCCCUCCGAGGAUGACAACAAUGGGGCGUGGGAGCAGGUUGAGGGAGACUUGCGUGUUGCGAUGGCCACGCCGGAGGGGACAUCCGGCGGCCUCUCGUUCGGAGCGGCGAUGGCGGCGAGGAGGAGCGUGAAGAAGGCGGCGGACAAAAGACAAGUUGCUGCCGCGAGUCUCGCAAGUGUGGCCUCCGUCAGCGUUGCAAGUGGUUCAGCCCCUAGGUGUUGGAAGGGUCGUUUAGAGCCGUCGGGUAGCUCCCCGGUUCGCACUAGAGGGGAGGAACUUGUGCGUAAACCGGAAGCAUACAGUCCAGGGAUGCGCGUCGUAGGAGAGAGUCGGGGAACUGGGUCGGUCGGAACCGAUAACCGGGUUGUAAAGCGAAGGCUGGUCUCCAAAACAAUCGGCCCGCUGUAUGCACGCCCAACUAUCAUAAGGCGGGCUCCCGCAUGUAGGCCACGUCCUCGUGCCGAGAAUGAUGCCCCUUCCAUGCCCACAGGGAAUCGGAUUGUUAGCAUGAAACUUAUGGCUGACUUUCUAGAGACCACUUGCUCGAACUGUGAGUUUGGCGGGCGGCUGCGCCUAAUAGGGGAGGAUAAGAAGAUGGGCUUGGCUAGCCGGUUGCUUUUUGAGUGCGCUUGCGGUAAGUCGUACUCUUUUGAGACGACCGAGGAAGUUGCAAGCGCGCCGGGGGUAAGGGGUCGAAAGGCAAGGGGCAUCAACUAUCAGGCUAUAGUCGGCGCAAUAGCCACCGGUAGCGGGUUGAAGGGCUUGCAGAAAUUGAUGGGGUGCCUGAAUGUGCCCUCGUCCGGACACGACGCAUUUGAUGCGGCAAUGGAGAAAGUCAUAGAGGCGAUGGAAAUCCUGUGCGAUAGGUCUUUCAAAGAGGCCAUCGAUGAGGUCAUCCGACGCCUUGAAGAAAACGGGGAAGUGCCGCUAAGGAUAGUGACGGAGCAAGGGAAAGAGGCGUCGUUGUUUUGGGCCAUCGCGGCAACCUUUGACGGCGGUUGGCCGAAACGGGGCACGCGGUCGGGGGGGUAUAACUCUCUCGGGGGGAUGGCGGCGUUGAUGAGCGCGCUAACGGGCAAGGUCCUGCAAGUGGAGGUGUUGAACACGCGGUGCGGGAUCUGUGACCAAGCGGAGGACCUCAAGACGGAACCCCCCGAUCACCGGUGCCACCGGAACUACGCUGACAGCGCGAAGUCGAUGGAGCCGGAGGGAGGCGUGCGGAUGCUCGAACGCAUCACGAAAUUCGGGUGUGUUGUACGCGAUCUCAUCGGGGAUGCCGACUCAAGCGUGAUGGCCGCUGUAAGGGAGCGCUUGCCGCCAUGGAUUGCAAAUGUGGUCGAGAAGGCGCUUGAUAUCGGCCAUCUCAAAGGCAAUCUAUAUGAUAAGAUGACGAAAUUGAAAGCGUCACAAUUUAAGAAGGAUAGGAAGGCCUUCACGGAUGGGCAAAUACGAGCUGUAAGCUCGUAUUUCGCCGCGGCAAUUCUCAGUAACCGCGGCGACCGCGCAGCAGUCAAGCAAGCGCUGGAAAGCAUAGUCCCCCACCUCUUCAACGAGCACGAUAAGUGCAAAAAGAAGAGGCACCCGGAGGAUGAAGAGGGUUGGUGCAAAGCCGGUUUGGAGCCCGAUCACGUUCCGAACCGGUUGAAAAAUCACGGCGGCUAG